Pipistrellus nathusii (Nathusius's pipistrelle) is the source of this 1653-nucleotide messenger RNA. Lineage: Eukaryota; Metazoa; Chordata; Mammalia; Chiroptera; Vespertilionidae. The record is from the annotation of a GenBank genome assembly.
AUGGCUGAACUCAAUCCUCAUGUGAAUGUCAAGGAGAAGAUCUACGCGGUCCGCUCCGUGGUUCCCAACAAGAGCAACAACGAGAUCGUGCUGGUGCUGCAGCAGUUCGACUUCAACGUGGACAAGGCCGUGCAGGCCUUUGUGGACGGCAGCGCAAUCCAAGUUCUAAAAGAAUGGAAUAUGACAGGAAAAAAGAAGAACAAUAAACGAAAAAGAAGCAAGUCCAAGCAGCAUCAAGGCAACAAAGAUGCUAAAGACAAGGCCGAGAAGCCUGAAGCAGGGCCGCCACCCCCACCGCAGGCCCAGAACGGCCCCAGCGGGGGCUGCGAGAAGGAUAGCUCGUCCACCGACUCCACCAGCGAGAAGCCAGCCCUCCUCCCUCGGGAGAAGAAGAUCUCGAUACUGGAGGAGCCCCCCAAGGCUCCCCGGGGGGUCUCAGAAGGCAACAGACCACUGCACCAGAAACUGUCCUUAGAUGGGAACCCCAAACCUAUACACGGACCACCCGAGAGGUCAGAGGGCCUGCAGUGGUCGGCUGAGCAGCCUUGUAACCCAAGCAAGCCUCAUGCAAAAACUUCUCCUGUUAAUUCCAAUGCCCCCGCAGCUCAUCCCGAAAUAAAGCCAGAUGAGCUGGCAAAGAAAAGAGGCCCGAAUAUCGAGAAGUCGGUGAAGGACCUGCAGCGCUGCACCGUGUCCCUGACCAGGUACCGCGUCAUGAUCAAGGAGGAGGUGGACAGCUCGGUGAAGAAGAUCAAGGCCGCCUUCGCCGAGCUGCACAACUGCAUCAUUGACAAGGAAGUCUCCUUGAUGGCAGAAAUGGACCAAGUCAAAGAAGAAGCCAUGGAAAUCCUGACUGCUCGUCAGAAGAAGGCAGAAGAACUGAAGCGGCUCACUGAUCUGGCCAGUCAAAUGGCAGAGAUGCAGCUGGCCGAACUCAGGGCGGAGAUCAAGCACUUCGUCAGUGAGCGUAAAUAUGAUGAAGAACUUGGGAAGGCUGCCCGCUUCUCCUGCGACAUUGAACAGCUCAAGGCCCAAAUCAUGCUCUGCGGGGAAAUUGCACAUCCAAAGAACAACUAUUCGUCCAGAGCCCCCUGCAGCUCCCUGCUGCCGCUGCUGACCGCGGCCUCUGGGAAACAGAGCAACUUCGCCAGGAAGUCCGCUCACAAGCCCUCCGAGGGCAAAGCGGCAAACCCCAAAACGGCCGGCAACCUGCCCAGCACCGCGGACAGCGCUCACCAGGCCACACAGCCCAGCAAGCAGAAUACGUAUAACAGCCAAAGACGACGGUUUAACCCACAGUACCACAACCGGCUCAACGCGUCCGCCAAGUCACAGGGCGGCGGCCACGAAGCCGACCUGACGGUGAAGGGCAACAGCCGCCACGAACACAGGAGGCCCCCGCACAACGGCUUCCGCCCCAAGAACAAAGGCGGCGCCAAGAACCCCGACGCCCCUCUGGGGACCAAGGCCCCGGAGGCCCCGGCCCAUCCGGACAAGCCCCGGCGGAGGCAGCACGCGGCCGACGGCGCCGAGGCCCGGCCGUUCCGGGGCGGCGUCCCCCGGGGGUCCCAGUGCAACCUCUGCCCCACGAGAAUAGAAGUGUCCACGGAGGCCGCGGUCCUCUCGGUCCCCGCCGUGACCUUGGUGGCCUGA